This is a messenger RNA of Mobula hypostoma (lesser devil ray), 6394 nucleotides long. It is a transcript of the gene gemin5, whose product is annotated as gem (nuclear organelle) associated protein 5. Gene Ontology annotation, molecular function: mRNA 3'-UTR binding; protein binding. NCBI's taxonomy places the organism in Eukaryota, Metazoa, Chordata, Chondrichthyes, Myliobatiformes, Myliobatidae. Gene Ontology annotation, cellular component: nucleus; SMN complex. The transcript is spliced from 28 exons. The record is from RefSeq and is a predicted model, not a curated record. The coding region runs from base 44 to 4984 and encodes 1646 amino acids. Gene Ontology annotation, biological process: spliceosomal snRNP assembly.
CGCACACGAGUCUCCGAAGGCCGGGCGAGGAGAACCGGACCUCAUGCCCGGGACGGGAUCAGGACCGGGGCCGGGAGCUGGAGCCGCGGAGAGCGCGGAGCGAGGGGCCGGGGAGCCGCAGGCCGGCUCGGGGGCGGCGAUGUCGGGCCGGCUGCUCACCCCGUCCCCGAACUGGUACUGCAGCCGCUGCAGCGACGUCAGCCUCGGCGGCGUCCUCGGCUUCGGAGCCAAGAACGGAGUCUUCCUGCUGGGGGUUACCCGGGACCGGCCUCUCGUCCUCGGGGAGCUGAUGGGUCACACAGAGAGGGUGACGGGAUUUGUGUUUUGUCCACAUCCCGGCCUGUCCGGUAUCUGCGCCAGCGCGUCCGACGAUGGCACUGUCAAAAUCUGGGACACGGAGACUAAAGCCGUGCUGAAGGAGCACGCAGCUCACCAGGCGAUCAUCACUGCCCUGCACUGGUCCCCGCUCAGGAAGGAUAUGGUCGUGUCAGGUGACGAGAAGGGGCUGGUCAUCUGCUGGAGACACUUCAAGGAUGAUACCCAGAGCUACUUUCCGGAGCCCCGCCACAUCUUCUGCCUUUCCUGUUCACCACACUGCGAGGAGCACGUGGCUGUGGGGUACAAAGACGGAAUGAUUGUCAUUAUCGACAUUCACAGGAAGGGAAUGGUGGUGCACAGACUGCGUGGUCACGAUGGGGAGAUCCAGUCCCUGGCCUGGUGUCCACAGCUGUGGGAGGAGGGACAGCUUCCCUGUGCUGACACUAUGGCAGAAACCGACGAACAGAAUGGGAACCAUGUAAAAGAGGAGACCGUGCGGUUCUGUGCGCUGGCUUCCGGGAGCAGGGACCAGACAAUUCGGAUUUGGAACUGCUCUAAGGGGAAAGGUCUGGUGACCCUGAAGUUGCCUCAGCUGAAGAGGCGGGGAGCAGCCGACUUGGGGACAAAGGAGCGGAUAUGGCUCACGUUGCAUUGGCCCCAGGGCCGUUCCACCCAGCUGGUGUCCAGCAGCUUUGGGGGGGAGCUGCUGUUCUGGGACUUGGCGAAGUCGGCCAAGCCGAAAUGGACGCUGUUGGGCCGAUCUGAGGGCCAGAACCACAACAGGAUCGUCUUCAACCUGAGCUCCGUCAGCCAAGAUGAGGGCCCCGAGCUGCUGCUCUCCACCUCCAUGGACCGAGACGUGAAGUGCUGGGAUCUGUCCACUCUGGACUGCUGCUGGACGCUGCCGACACUUGGCGGUUUUGUGUAUGGCCUGGCCUUCUCACCGGUGAACGUGGGCUCGCUGGCUGUGGGCGUGGGCGACGGGAUGAUCCGAGUGUGGGACACCAUCUCACUCCAGGGCCCCUACGACAUCAGGACCCUCUGGCAGGGCAUCAAGUCAAAGGUCACGUCGUUGUGUUGGCAUCCAGCCAAGGAGAGCCUGCUGGCGUUCGGGACGGAAGAUGGCAAAGUGGGCAUUUACGAAAUCUACUCAAACAAGUCUCCUCAGAUUUCCAGCUCCUACCACAGGAAAACUGUGUACGCUCUGGCGUGGGGUCCCCCUGUGCCUCCCGUGACUACAGCUGGGGCUGGGGACGGUCCAGCCCUGACCCUGUACAGCUGUGCGGGCGAGGGUAUCAUCCUCCAGCACAACCCCUGGAGACUGACGGCAGAUGCUCAGGACAUCAACCGGAUCAUCCGGGAAACAAAUGGGAUCAAGCACAAACUCCCAGGCCGCAGUGAGCUGAGUUGGAAGCCGGAUGGGACAGUCCUGGCGAUCGGCAAUGACGACGGCUCCAUUGAGAUCUUCCAGGCUCCACUCCUGAGGUUACUGUGCACCAUCCAGACACAUCACAAACUCAUCAAUGCCAUCCGCUGGCACCACACUCACAGCACAGACCCUGAGCUCGGCUUCCUGCUGGCCUCGGGAUCCAACAACGCCGUGGUCUACGUCCACAACCUCAGGACUGUGUUGGAACAUCCCUCUGGAACGCCGACCACGAUGACUGAGCCGUUCCGAACCCUCACUGGGCACACAGCGAAGAUCACCAGCCUGGCAUGGAGCCCCCACCACGAUGCCACGCUGGUGUCUGCCUGCUACGACGGUACUGCCCAGGUGUGGGACGUCCUGAAGGAGGAGCCCAAGUGCAACUACCGAGGACACGCGGGGAGACUGCUGGGAGUGCAGUGGUCGCCAGUGGAGGCAGAUGUGGUCUGGACAGGAGGGGAUGACUUCACGGUGCGGCGAUGGGAGGUUUCAAAGCAGGAACACACCAGACCACCUCAAGGGAAGAAGUUCUCCGAGAUGGAAAGGAAGAAGAUAAACGGCUUGAAGCCCAAAUCCAAGAAAGCCAAGAAAAAAGCGGACAAGAGCGUUGAGGGUUUGGGAGGGGUGGGAUUUUCGGACACUCCAUCGGAGGCCAUUUCCACCCCCCGUGUCUGCAAGGAGCCGGAAUGUUCCAGGGAAGUCGAAACGGGACUUGUUGGAACCUUUGAGGUGCCAGCGCCUCUGGAAGAGCACGGAUUUCAGGAGAGCAUGGAAGCCUGGCGUCCCAAUGCUGCACAGGUCCCUGCAAACCUGCUCCCUCAGGCCAGGAAGGACCGGACGAGGGAUGAGAAGAAGAGAGAUAAGCCAGAGGCUCUGGUGAAGAAGAAGAAGGUCCGGUCGAUGCUUCCGCUGAGUACGGCCAACGAUCACAGGACCAAGGACGAGCUCCAUGCUGACUGCAUCAACCUCGCCAAUAUCCUGUACACACAGGGGUCCGACAGCCGCGGGCAGGCGGGGUCAGGAGACCAGAUACAGCUCGGCCUCUUCGUGGACCGACCGGCGCUCUACCAGAUGUUCCAGGAGGAAGCUGGGAACCACGUUGAGGCGGGUCAUCCCGAGAUGCGUUAUCAACUGCUGCUGUGGAAAGGCGACGUGAAGGGAGCCCUGGAGAUGGCCAUCGAGAGGGGGGAGCUGAACGACACCUUGGUCGCCGUAGCACCCAUGGCUGGCUACGCGGUUUGGGUGCGGACAGUCGAAGCGUUUGUCAGACAGCUAUGUCUCCAGGAGCAUUUCACCAAGGCGGCCACCCUCCUGCUCUCCAUUCACCGGGUGUACGAGGCAGUCCAGCUGUUGAAGGACCACCAGAUGUUCCGAGAGGCCAUCGCCCUCGCUAAGGCUGUUCUCCAGCCAGACGACCCUGUGCUGAGGGAGCUCUACACCCACUGGGCCAGCGUCAUGGAGAAAGACGGCCACUACUCCAUCGCAGCGAAGUGCUACCUGGCAACCGAAUCGCCCUACGACGCGGCAAAGGUCUUGGCGAAGAAGGGUGACGUGGCUUCUCUGCGGACGGCGGCCGAGGUGGCCUCCAUCACUGGGGAGCGGGAGUUGUGCUCUCAGCUCUCCUCCAGAUGUGCCUUGGACCUCCUGGCGCAGAGAGACUGGCUGGGAGCUCAGGACGUCCUGCGUGGGAAUGACAGUCUGCUGGGUCAGAGGUUGGUGCUUUGUACCUACGAGCUGCUCUACAGGACCCUGGCCGAGAAGCAGCUGGUCCUCUGGAGGAGCAUCGACCCUCCGCGUUACCACAGCUGGAGCCUCCAUGCGGAGGGGAACCUCAUCGACUCCAUGCUGACCGUCUGGAGCAGCGAGUUCGGAGUCAGUAUGGUGGACGAGUGCCGGCUGGAGGCGGCUUACGGCCAGCUGAGGACCACCGUGUACCCUGAGGCAUCGGCCAACACACCGGCUAGACUGUUACAGCUGCAGAUGUCUCACGAGCUGAGCCUGGCUCUGUCCUGCACGCUGCUCUCCAACUACGCCGAGUCCGUUGUCACCCUGCUGAAGGUUCUUGUCCGGUGUCUCAGCGCUGGAAACUUCACAUUGAUGCAAGAAAUCGGCAAAGUGCUUUUCCCAAAGGGGGCAGAUUUCAUACCUGAUCUGGAGGCUAAGCUGACCCCUGAACCUUUCAGCCUUGCUGCCCUCCGGAGCCUGCGAGCCUUCCUCUGUUACGGGCAGCUCUACGAGCUGUGGUGGGCGCUGUGUGCAGAACAUUCCAGAACAUGGCAGAGCAGCACUGAGGAGAGACCGGAGCAGGUGCCCGCAGACAGCAGCAGUGGGCCAGUACUCGGUGGCACGGCCCAAGAACUCCUGGCUCGUUGCGGCCUCCUGCUGUCAGUGGAGCACGCCCGGCUGCAGGCCCUUGAGAGGAAGACGAUGGAGGUCCAACAGGCAGUGGCCACACUGGUCAGCCUUCACCAGAGACAGUCGUCUGGUACCGAGGCAGAGAAGAGUGGGCCCCAGCCGAAGACUGGGCCUCAAUGUGAUAAAGAGCCCGAGAGUGGGACCAUGCCUAGGCCCAAGAGUGAGCCAGCUUUAGGGCCUGAUACCGAGUCUGGGGCUGGGCCUGGGCCCAGUGCAAACACUGGGACUGAGAUUGGGCCCGAGCCUGGGCCCAGUGCAAACACUGGGACUGAGAUUGGGCCCGAGCCUGGGCCUGGGCCCAGUGCAAACACUGGGACUGAGAUUGGGCCCGAGCCUGGGCCCACUGCAAACACUGGGACUGAGAUUGGGCCCGAGCCCAGUGCAAACACUGGGACUGAGAUUGGGCCCGAGCCUGGGCCCACUGCAAACACUGGGACUGAGAUUGGGCCCGAGCCUGGGGCUGGGACUGAGCCUGAGCCAGAACUGGCACCCAAUGACACAUCAAAGGCGACAUCCGAGGAAAGACCCACCUCGAACCACUGUGAACAGGAGCUCCCAUUAAGGGAGGAAGGGACUGUCUCCAUGGUUAGUCUGAUGGGAGAGCUGCAGGACAUCAGCCGAGAGCAGGCGGAGAUCGACGAGGCCGUCAAGCGUUACUCCUUCCCGGAUGUCAUUGACUGCUGCCUUGUCCUCCUUGCCAUCGACUCUGUCGCCCCCUCCCUGCUGCCCCCUGCUCUCCGGGAGUCUGCCCUAUCUCUGGCUCAGACCUACGGCACGGCCAAGGUGCAGCAGAUGGUCCGAAAAUUCCGGCGGGAUACAGACUGAGAUGGAGACGUGUCAGGGCCGAAAUUCCCAGGAUCUGGAGCAACUCUUGGGAGUGUCCGCUCUCCCAUCGGAUCGAGCGAUUGUGCUUGGGGUUCCAAAUUGCAGCAUGGGUUAUACCGUCAGCUGCGCUCGGUCUGAGAGAACCACGGGAACUUUGAGAACGGACCCUGAGUUUUGAGGUCUGUUACAAUCUCUCCCUCUCCACCUCUCAUGGAUUUGGGAAUUCCACAGUGGGAUUUAUGGACUAAUGAUGCUCCCUGGAUUCAGAGUGGAAAAGAUUCUCCCCGCACACUUGCCGGUGGACAUGAAGUACAGAUGUGCUGAGUGAACCUUUGGACCUCUGCCCAGCUGCUGAACUCAGCCAGGCCUCGAGCUGCCUCUUCGGAGGCUGACUGAUCUGAGCAGAAUUCCCCACACUCCGAGCCUGGAACCUCCCUGACGUGGUACAGAAACACACUUGCAACCAAUAACGCCUUGUAUUCACAGUACCAGAUCUUUUCUCAAAGUUCUUUGACUUCUCUCCUAAAUCCAGGGAGCUCAAUCCAUCUUGUAUCUUGGAUUUCUUCAAGUUCAGGCUUAAUGUCAUUCAGCCACACAAAAAGUAUAGCCAAAUGAAACAGCAUUCCUCUGGGGCCAAGGUGAAAAAUGCAUUACCAGCGGCAUACUGCUCAUGUAGUACGUUUGGUUACAAUAGCAGGAAAACAGUCACAAAAUGAUUAUAAUAUUGCCCAAGUCCCUGAGUGUCCUGGCCUGUACAUGGGAUGUUGUUCUAGUCCAGCUUGUCCUUCCACCAAGUGAAGACUAGAGAGCAGUAAGGAGCAAGCACUGGAGAGCAGCACCGACAGGAAGGGGUGAAUUCCGUGGCCCACAGAGGCCUCUGCUUUCUCCCACACUGCACCCCCACUUCUUCACCAUUCCUCCCUCCCACCAUCCCCGUCCUUCCAGUGUGUACUGGGACCCGUCAGGAUCUCACAAGAGAGACCCUGCCCAGGCGGCUCUUUGGAACCCUCUCAUUGGUCGAUGGGGUUGGUUGGAGAUCAGAGUUAGGGAUCUCUGUGGUGCCGAUCUCUUCAGAAAAUCAGGAGAUCUGUUAUUCAUUCCCUAAGAUAUGGUUCCCCAUAGGCCCUUCAAUAGAGAGCUGUGUUCUUGUGUGUUUGUGAGACGAAGGAUCAGCCUUGUACUAAACUCCCCCCCACCCCCCCAUGUCAUCUUGGACCUCCCUCCAACGUGGAUCAAACAGGGGAGACAGAUUGAAGUGGAUUUAAGGUUCAGGGUGUGUGUUGAUUCCGGACGGAGGGGUUUCUCUUCUGUUUCUGAGUUGUGUGUGGACUGCUGGGUUUGAGUUUUCUAGGUUUUAACUAUAUCCUGUUUUUGUACUAACAAAAGAAAUCAAUAAAAAAAAUCCCUGCA